GUAUUUUUAUAAGUGAAGCGACGUAUCAUCUAAUUAAAUGGCCAACGCAAACGUUACGAGCUAUUUAGCCGAACAGAAGAAAACCACCGAUAAAGAACUAGCGGCAGAAUGGACGGUGCUAGAGGAAUUAUACAACGAGAAACUUUGGAAUGAGCUGACCAUAAAAUUAGACACCUUCGUCAAACAUCCCGCACUACAGAACGAGGAAGCUUUGCUGGCGUUGUAUCACAACUUCAUCGCUUCGUUUGAGACUAAGAUUAAUCCUUAUGGACUUGUCGAAAUUCUUACCGUCGUCAUUUCGUAUCUGUCUGAUAAGAAGGAAGCAAUUGCAUUCCUGGAGAAGCUAAAGGAUAAGGUGAAAAUUUGUGACCAAGCGGUAUGGAUGUGCAAAGUACUGCAAGGCCAAAUUCAUCUCGAGCAUCUAAAUCAACUGGAUGAAACGAAGAAAAUUAUCGAAGAUCUGAAGGAUAUUCUCGAGGAAGCUGGUAAUGUUACUCCGGUGCACGGCAAAUACUAUAUGCUGGCGGCGAAUUACUAUCGUCUUGUUGGGCAGCAUAGCGACUACUACCGAUGUGGCCUUCAGUUCUUGGGCUGUUCCAUCGACACCUACCCCAAGGACCAGUGGCCGCAGCAAGCCUUCUGUUUAGGACUGGCUGCGCUACUAGGCGAGGGCAUCUACAACAUUGGAGAACUGCUAGCGCAUCCAAUCCUGGAAUCGCUUAAUGGCUCUGACAACGAAUGGUUAGUGGACCUGUUGCGUGCGUUCAACUCGGGCGAUAUCGUGAAAUUCGAACAGAUGAAACCGAAAUGGAGCUCGAUCGCCGAUCUGGCAGCUCAGGAGGUGAAAUUGCGCCAGAAGAUUUCGCUCCUCUGCCUCAUGGAGAUGACUUUCAAGCGACCCGCCAACAAGCGUACCAUCACGUUCGAUGAAAUCGCGAAGGAAGCUAAGCUGCCGGUGAAAGAGGUUGAAAUAUUGAUCAUGAAGGCGCUGGCACAGGGACUGGUGAAGGGCGCAAUUGACGAGGUGGCCGGAGUCGUAAACAUGACAUGGGUACAACCGCGUGUGCUCGAUCGCAAACAGGUCGCCGGCAUGGCCACCACGCUGGACACCUGGAUGGCCUCUAUCACAUCCAUGGAGCAGCUUAUCGAAAGCCGAGCGAGUGAAAUUCUCACCAACUGAACCGCUGGAAUGAAUCAGUGUGUGCGAUUGAUGUCGCGUUUAAUUUGUCCACAAUGAGGAAUACAAUUAAAUA
This is a messenger RNA of Anopheles nili, 1253 nucleotides long. RefSeq names its product 26S proteasome non-ATPase regulatory subunit 13 (gene Rpn9). Gene Ontology annotation, biological process: ubiquitin-dependent protein catabolic process. The coding region runs from base 38 to 1180 and encodes 380 amino acids. Gene Ontology annotation, cellular component: proteasome regulatory particle, lid subcomplex; cytosol; nucleus. NCBI's taxonomy places the organism in Eukaryota, Metazoa, Arthropoda, Insecta, Diptera, Culicidae. Gene Ontology annotation, molecular function: structural molecule activity. The transcript is spliced from 5 exons. The record is from RefSeq and is a predicted model, not a curated record.